GACACAACUCGAUCCACGCAUCAAGCGUCGAUCGCAGUCGACUGACUGUCACUGACUCACUGACUGUCACUCACUGACACUGAUGCUGUUUUACUCGCCGCGACGCGACCAAGCGCGACGAGCCACAAGAGCGGGAAAGACACAUGACCGACCAGGGAAAUGCACAGUUCAAAUCUGAAUGCUCAUCCGCUGGACAGAAGCCUACGUUAUUAUAAUGUCAAACGAAGCAUAUGCACAACAAUGCAACGUGAGAGAAUUAAUGCGAGAAGAUGCGAACUCAGAAGUCUUUUUUCAAAAGUACACGUUAUCAGAAGAGACCGCAGCGAGACUCGAAUCCAUCAGAGAAAUGUUGAAGGAUGAUAUCGCCCAGGCUAAUCCGUUGUGGAAAGUUAUAGCAGGAGAGAAUGAAGAAGAAGUAUAUUCAGAAAGUGAGACCAGCAAUAAUGAUGAUGAAUCAAAUCAUAAUGAAUCACAGAUGAUGCAUGAUCAAUUAGUUGUACCAUCUACUCAAUUUUAUUUUACGCAAACUGAAAGAACAUUUGUAGAAACAUCUGAUACAUCUGCCGCAUUGCCACAAAGAUGUGAUAUUUUAGAGUCUGCUUGCGAGAGUUUAGAACGAAAUAAUGGUAGAUUAGACUUUGUUCAAUUAGAAAAUCUGUCCAAUGAAGAUCUUAUCCCAGUGGUGGAUGAGAUGGCAGGAAAAUUAAGUCUGAAGGGUAUUUACAAUUUGUGUGCAUCAAUGAAUAAUAUGACUAUCGAACAGAAAAUCAAAUAUCUCAAUGUAUUGUGCACACAUUUGUUGCUGCCAAAGAUAAUUGAACUUGAGGAGCCAUCUCGUUUAUUAUCAUCUGCAAUUGUGGAAUGCGUUAAAAACUUUCCUGAUGAGAUUCAGCAAUUUAUAUUUGUUCCUCUUCUCAAUGCUGAGUUAAAAGACACAAUGCUGAUCACCACUAUCAUAAACUCAUUUGAUCUGGAAAAGAAAGCAAUUCUUUUAGAAGAAUUUCUUGCAUAUGUCAAGGAGCUAAAGUCAUGGCACAUAUCUAUAUUACAAAACUUCUUAUCCGUAAGACUGGACCACAAUAUGACCGACAAAAUUACAAAACUAUUCUCGGGAAAGGCGCUUUAUUAUUCUAAAGAUAAAACUUUUGGAAAACUUAUUUUAUCAUUUUUAAAACUGAAUACAGCUCUGUCACAAGAGCAGAAAAAUCUAAUGGUCGAAGUCGUUGCCGUCAAUGAAACGUUAUUCAAAAGACCCAUGGAAAAUAUCUUAAAGAAUAUUUCUGACGUUUCGUUUGCACUUAUGGCGAGAUGCGCGCGAGAUCGGUGAUUCCAUGCGCUGAUCAGCUGAUUGGAGAUUUCAUUCGAAAAUUCGAGUUAUAGUUAACAUUGCUCUGUUCCAAUGCGAUACAUAAUUCUCUCAUAAAGUGCCUGUCGACAAUUAUUA
Camponotus floridanus (Florida carpenter ant) is the source of this 1444-nucleotide messenger RNA. RefSeq lists its product as uncharacterized. Lineage: Eukaryota; Metazoa; Arthropoda; Insecta; Hymenoptera; Formicidae. The record is from RefSeq and is a predicted model, not a curated record. Gene Ontology annotation, cellular component: Fanconi anaemia nuclear complex. The coding region runs from base 179 to 1327 and encodes 382 amino acids. Gene Ontology annotation, biological process: interstrand cross-link repair. The transcript has 6 exons.